This is a messenger RNA of Cyprinodon tularosa, 1683 nucleotides long. Its product is annotated as palmitoyltransferase ZDHHC16B-like. The transcript is spliced from 10 exons. Gene Ontology annotation, biological process: protein palmitoylation. Gene Ontology annotation, molecular function: palmitoyltransferase activity. The record is from RefSeq and is a predicted model, not a curated record. Bases 190 to 1266 code for a protein of 358 amino acids. Gene Ontology annotation, cellular component: Golgi apparatus. Lineage: Eukaryota; Metazoa; Chordata; Actinopteri; Cyprinodontiformes; Cyprinodontidae.
CAGGCAGUGAGUCAUCUGGUUAAUGGACGGUCUUUGUCAGUGUGGCUGCUCGCGCUGUGUGUUUCUGCUGGCAGUGAAAAUCCCGCUGGUCGCUCCAGUGCAAAGAUGACUUGACCACAGAACCAGGUCUGACCGACGCGGUUCUUCCGAACAGGCAGAGCGACCCGGAGGCGAGCGGGCGGCGGUGGCAUGCGACUGGGCAGUAGCAGCUGGAGCUGGCAGCUCUCCCGGGCCAUGAGACUGGCGCUGCGCUGGUGCCGCCUGCGGAAAGCCGGUCGGGGUGGAGGCCAGCUGUCGGAGCUGUGGAGCUACAGCAAACUGCUGCUUCGCUCCCUGUUUUCCAACAGCCUGAGCGACUCGGACACGCUGCUGGACUGCGUGUUUGAGCCGGUGUACUGGAUCGUGGACAACGUGACCCGUUGGUUUGGAGUGGUGUUUGUGUGCCUAGUGGUCCUACUGACGUCCUCUGUGGUGAUCAUCGUCUACCUGUUUGUCCUGCCGACCAUCUUAACCACUUACCCGGUGCACUGGAUCGCCUGGCAUCUCUGCUGCGGCCACUGGCUCCUCCUGCUGGUGGUCUUCCAUUACUACAAGGCCACCACCACCUCCCCUGGGCACCCCCCUAAGGAAAAGCGGGACGCUCCCUCCGUUUCCAUCUGUAAGAAAUGCAUCACACCCAAACCGCCGAGGACUCAUCACUGCAGCAUCUGCAGCGUGUGCGUCCUGAAGAUGGACCAUCACUGCCCGUGGUUGAACAACUGUGUGGGUCACCUGAACCAUCGCUACUUCUUCUCCUUCUGCCUCUACAUGACCCUGGGCUGCAUCUACUGCAGCAUCAGCAGCAGAGAUCUGUUCCUGGAGGCGUACGACGCCAUAGAGACAUCCUUCCAGACUCCUCCUCCUCCACAUCACAGCCAAAACGAAAGCGUUUCUCAGAAGUGCAUCAUCUUCCUCUGGGUUCUGACCAGCUCGGUCGCCGUGGCUCUUGGAGGACUCACCCUGUGGCACGCCAGGCUGAUCGGCAGAGGAGAGACCAGCGUGGAGCGCCACAUCAACCGCAAGGAGGCCAGAAGGCUGCGGGAGCAGGGGAAGGUUUUCAGAAAUCCGUACCAUCAUGGCCGACUCAACAACUGGAAAUUAUUCUUUGGAGUCGAAUCGAGGAGUCACUGGAUCACCCGGGUCCUCCUGCCCUCCAGCCAUCCUCCCAGUGGAGACGGCAUCCUGUGGGACCACACCUUCUCCAGAAGCGACCUUUUGGCCAUCUGAGCUUCCUCCCUCCUUACAGGCCGACGCCUGUUUUAAUCCUGCUACUUGAAAACAUCCAACAGUGAAGAAGAAUCUGAAGGAUGCUGGGUUCUAACUCGCUGGUUAUGGACCAGUAGUCAUCCUGCCCCCCACUGGAUAGGCGGUUCUGCUGGCCACCAUCUUGGAGAUGACCUGCAGCAUCAUGGCGGUCUGCUCCAACAGGGUGCAGACCUUUCACCUGUGGGAUUUAAACCUGAAAUGUUUUAUUUGCUGCAGCUGGGAGCUGAUCGUUGAUUCUAUGGAGUAAAAUAUGUGCCAAAGAACGCAUUUUGUAAAUGGAAAUAUGUGAAAAAAGCACUCCAGAGAUUAAAUUUUGAAAAAUAUUUUAAUCAAAAAAAAUUUGAGGGUAGUUAAACUACUAAGUUCUCAGAUUUUUUU